Molecule: messenger RNA, 4318 nt
Organism: Phacochoerus africanus (Common warthog)
Lineage: Eukaryota; Metazoa; Chordata; Mammalia; Artiodactyla; Suidae
Gene: CDKL2
Product: cyclin dependent kinase like 2
Exons: 14
Coding region: 502-2211 (569 amino acids)
Biological process (GO): protein phosphorylation
Cellular component (GO): nucleus
Molecular function (GO): ATP binding; cyclin-dependent protein serine/threonine kinase activity
Source: RefSeq, a predicted model, not a curated record
CCAACGCCUUCGCUCCGGGCGAGGUAGGGCGGAGCAGGUUCACGGACUCCAGGGACCUGGCGCCUUACAAGCUGCGAGGCGGUGCCCUCUCACCCAACUAAUUUCCCAACAGGCUUUGCCCUUAACAGGUGUGGGUGCCUGCCGUGGACGCUUUUACUUCGGCCGUAUCUCUCUCUGGAGACUUUGUGCCUAUGGUUGGGGACAGAGUGAGGUCGUUGCCUUGACGACGACAGCAUGCGGCCCUCGGUCCUCCUGAGUGUGAGCUUGAGGCAGGUCGAGGCCAUUCUGCCUCCCUGCCUGUUUUACUUGGGACCCGUGACUGUGUCCGCAGAAGAAAGCACAAAAGCAGUAGAAUUGCUGGUUUACUAGUCAGCAUCUUUAGACCUGUGAGCGAGAUGCAUUUCAACUUGAAUUUGUUUCCAAGUUGAAAAGCUUUGGGUCUUUCCACGGGAAAGGAUUUAAAAGAAACAAAAGAAAAAUUUCUACUGGUUUUGAAAUAAAAUGGAGAAAUAUGAGAACCUAGGACUGGUUGGAGAAGGGAGUUAUGGAAUGGUGAUGAAGUGCAGGAAUAAAGAUACUGGACGAAUUGUGGCUAUCAAGAAGUUCUUAGAAAGUGAUGAUGACAAAAUGGUUAAAAAAAUCGCUAUGCGGGAAAUCAAGUUACUAAAGCAACUGAGGCAUGAAAAUCUGGUGAAUCUGCUGGAAGUGUGUAAGAAAAAAAAGCGAUGGUACCUAGUCUUUGAAUUUGUUGACCACACAGUUCUUGAUGAUUUGGAGCUCUUUCCCAAUGGACUCGACUACCAGCUAGUUCAGAAGUAUUUGUUUCAGAUUAUCAAUGGAAUUGGAUUUUGUCACAGUCACAAUAUCAUCCACAGAGAUAUAAAGCCAGAGAAUAUAUUAGUCUCCCAGUCUGGUGUCAUCAAGUUAUGUGAUUUUGGAUUUGCACGGACACUGGCAGCUCCUGGGGAGGUUUAUACUGACUACGUGGCAACACGAUGGUAUAGAGCUCCUGAACUGUUGGUUGGGGACGUCAAGUACGGCAAGGCUGUUGAUGUGUGGGCCAUCGGCUGUCUGGUAACUGAAAUGCUCAUGGGCGAACCCCUUUUUCCCGGAGAUUCUGACAUUGAUCAGCUCUAUCAUAUUACGUUGUGCUUAGGUAAUCUCAUUCCAAGACAUCAGGAGCUCUUUUAUAAAAAUCCUGUGUUUGCUGGAGUCAGGUUGCCUGAAAUCAAAGAGACAGUACCUCUCGAAAGACGCUAUUCCAAGCUCUCUGAAGUUGUGAUAGAUUUAGCAAAGAAAUGCUUACAUAUUGACCCAGACAAAAGGCCCUUCUGUGCUGAGCUCUUACACCAUGAUUUCUUUCAUGUGGAUGGAUUUGCUGAGAGGUUUUCUCAGGAACUGCAGUUAAAAGUACAGAAAGAUGCCAGAAACAUUUCUUUAUCUAAAAAAUUCCAGAAUAGAAAGAAGGAAAAGGAAAAAGAUGAUUCUUUAAGUGAAGAAAGAAAAACACUUGUGGUACAGGAUACCAAUGCUGAUCCCAAAGUUAAGGAUUCUAAAGUAAUUAAAAUAAAAGGGUCAAAAAUGGAUGGAGAAAAAGUUGAAAAAAUCAGUCGAGCUCUGAAUGCCAGCUGUCUCCAUGACAACGGAGCGAGCCACAUCAAAACAGUGCCUUCAACAAGCCUCCGAGACUACAGCAAUGGCAGCGUGGACCACACAAGAAAUCCAGUCAUGGCGAUUCCCCCACUGGUACACGGUUUCUCUGCAGUGGCCCCUGCUGUGAAUUCUGGAAUGGGGACCAUCCCAGGAGUUCAGAGUUACAGAGUGGAUGAAAAAAACAAGAAGUAUUGUAUUCCAUUUGGUAAACCAAAUAAACAUUCUCCGUCAGGCGGUUAUAAUAUUAAUGUGACCACAUCGGUUGCUAGUGAAAAGAGCCUACUUCAGGCGAAUAAGAAAAGAAGGGAAUUCUCGAAGACAGAUGUCCGUUUGCCUGAACUAAACUACAAUCAUCUUCCUGAACUAAAAGCCUUGGAAGGCAUUGCUCGAAAUUCCAGGUUGAUAAGAAAAGAGAACAAAAAUCUUUUAGAAUCUCGAAUUCCUUCUCUGGCCACUAUUGACUUGCACACUCCGGGUAUCGCAUUACAUCAGGUAUUGGGAUCUCCCCUGCCAAAUGAUUCAGAGGCUGAUUUACCUCGGGUGGAACACCAGCACUGACUGUCAUUUGGAUGCUGCUCUUGCACUUGAGGCGACAUCCUUUUGCAAUGAAAGUGCAGACAUCCUAGAAGAGCUUUGUGGUUUUGAACAUUGGCUUCUGAGCUGCCUGCAUUUUUCUUAAGGCCUCACAGAAGAUGACAAAGACUUCCAAGUGUUUCAAAGGAAGAUCUAACAACUGUCCCUUCCCACCAUUAGCCCAUCACCUUUCAAGUCCACUGAUGCCUUUCCAGCAUAUAUCCAGUGAAAGCAUAGUGAUAGGGUUCUUGUUACAGGAAUGUGUAUUUACUAUUAGUAGAUUGUGUAUCUAAAGUGAGUAAAAAAAGGGGGGGGAAAAGAGAAGCAUUUAAAAGGUCAUGAUACUUAAUGCAUCGAACCGUGUGAGUUAUCUGUGUAAAUGUGUGUAUUUAUUUGGGGGUGGGUUUGGUGGAGGUGGGGGAUGCACACUAGGAUCAGUUUGAAGAAAAUAAAAAAAAAAAACAAAAAACAGCUAGGAUCAGUAAGAGAAAAUGUUUCCUUUACCCUAACUUAUCCAUAAAACACAUUUAAAAAUCUUGCUUGUUUCUAGCCUUUAAGGAGAAAUGUAACUGCUCUCUGUGAAUAGAUGUAUAUCUUUGGUUCUGUGAUUAUCCUUGAUGUUUGAUCAGUGUUACUGUGCAAAUCUGGCCUCUCUGCCAAAAUUCUAAGACCCACACAAAUGCAAAGUUCACAAAGAAACCCUUUCUCUCUCACGACCUGGUGUGACUCUGACAUUGGACAGUCCUCUGUUUUUUAAGGUUCUGGUGCUCAUGUUUCUGUGUGUAGGAACAUGAUUGGAGUGAGAGUGGUGAAGGAGAAUUUUAUAAGUCUACCAUGGAGAUGAGUACUGUGCUUCUUUCUCAUUGGGGGGAAAAAAAAAUUGAAAACUAGGUGGUGGAAGCAGGGUUACCCAUUGACCAGGGCUGAUUGCUUCUCUCUGGGCCACUGGCUCUGGAACGGCCCAGCUGGAGGGGCUCUGGGGAUGGAUGUCCACUCCGAUAAUUUGAAGGAGACAGUAGACAUAACCCAGAGAUGUCCCCGUCUCCUUGCUUCCCCAAACCCUCUGGUCUUCCCCAAAGCUGUUCACCAGGGUGCUUCCCCACAGCCCACACGACGUCUUUUCUAAUGCACUGGUCCCCAACUUUCGGGUGGGAGAGUUAAACCAGUUGGACUCCAAGCUCUUGGCUUCUGGGUUUUGCAUUUAUUAUUUUAGAGAGGUUGUUAAGGGGACAUGAAUUUGUGUGGAUGUUUUUUGCCCUAACUAAUUAACAAUGUAUUUUUUUUCCCAAAAGGCAUUGACUAGAACUUAACGGAAAAACUUAAUAGCACUUUUCUCUCUUACUCUAAGGAGCUGAGUAUUGAAAUUCUGACCUUAGACACUUGGGCUUCAAAAGAGUUGGACAUCCCAUAGGAGGCAAAAUAAGGGACUUCGAUGUAGUGUCUACAGGUGAUUCAACUAAAAUUUCUUGAUUUUGAAGCUGUAUCAUUAACCUCUGGCCAGGUGUUUGACUAGAUUGGCAUGGUAACAUGCUGAACAAAAUUGGUGUGUAUAAGUAUUAACAGGCUUCACAUUAAAAUAUUAUUAUUUUAUUUUGACUUUGGAAAAUAUUUCCAGCAGACUCUAUAGCAUGGAACACAGAUAAUACUUAAAAGCUAAGUGUUUCUUGACGUUAUUUCAAUGUUAUUUAAAGAUCAGUGUGAAAAUAGCACCUCGAUGUUGGAGGGUCUCAGAUCAGUUACCUUUUCAUGUCUCUCUUUGCUUUUGGUAUUUUUUUUGUUUAUUAGAACAUUUUGUGAACCUUAGAAUUAAAGAACUAAAAAAUAUUUACUACAGUCUAAGUUGAGACUUGGGGAUCGUAUCUGGUUAGAACGUUGGCAGAACUUAAAAAAGAUCUUGCAAAUUGGGGCCAUAGGUAACUGAACCAGAAUAAUCCCUUUUUUUCAGUUUAAGGUACUUUGUCUCACUUUACAAGGAUAUGAUUAAGCCACUAACUAAUAGGAAAGUUGUGUAUGUACUGGUGGGAGGAAAUGGGCUUGCUGCGUGUAUAUAUGUUUUAAAAUGAAUAAAUGUUAUAUCUUACUGAGCUCCAAA